GAUAAGAGGGGAAGAGAAGGAGCGGCGAGGCGAGGUCGCCCAGCGCCCGGCUCCGCGGCUGCGGAUCUGCCUUCCCGCGGCCCCCCGCCGGCGGCGGACAGCGGUGGGGUGGGGUGGGAGGGUCCUCCCUUCCCUUCCCUCCCCGGCUUUUCCUCCCUCUUCCCCCGCCGAGGGGGGGAGAAGGGGCUGGCGAGGAAAGGAGGCGACCCCCGGGGCUAGGCGGCGGAGGGGGGCGAGGCUGGGGAGCAUCUCCGAGCGCCGCCGGACACGGAGAAGGGGCGAAACUGCCAGCGCUCCGCCGUGUACCCCAAGCCAAACUUCAAGGGGUGGGGGCUAAAAAAAGAAAAAGCAGGAAAAAAAAAAAAAGAGACUGAGAAGGGAGCAGAGCCGGAGAGCGACGUCCCCGGGAGGGUGCCCCAGCCCCUGCCGCCGCCGCUCAGGAUGUGGGUGCCGCUGCUGCUGCUGCUGCCGGAGCUGCUCCCCGCCGUGCCGGCCCAGAAGCUGUCCGCCCUCACGUUUCUGAGAGUGGACCAAGACAAAGACAGAGAAUGCAGCCUGGAUUGUGCAGGUUCUCCUCAGAAAUCCCUUUGCGCAUCUGAUGGAAGAACAUUUUUGUCUCGGUGUGAAUUUCAACGAGCAAAAUGCAAAGACCCUCAGCUGGAAAUUGCCUACCGGGGCAACUGUAAAGAUGUUUCCAGAUGUGUGGCUGAAAGGAAGUACACCCAAGAACAAGCUCGAAAGGAAUUUCAACAAGUAUUUAUUCCAGAAUGCAAUGAUGAUGGAACAUAUAGUCAGGUUCAGUGCCACAGUUACACUGGAUACUGCUGGUGUGUCACUCCCAAUGGUCGUCCUAUCAGUGGAACUGCCGUGGCCCACAAAACUCCCCGGUGCCCAGGUUCAGUGAGUGAGAAACUGCCACAACGAGAAGGUACAGGAAAAACAGUCUCCUUGCAAAUCUUUUCCAUUCUGAAUUCAGAUGAUGUCUCAGCUCCCGCGCUGGAGACUCAGCCUCAAGGUGAUGAAGAAGAUAUAGCUUCUCGUUAUCCUACAUUAUGGACUGAGCAAGUAAAGAGUAGACAAAACAAAACCAAUAAAAGCUCAGCAUCAUCAUGUGAUCAAGAACUUCAGUCAGCCCUAGAGGAAGCUAAACAACCCCAGAAAGACAAUGUGUUCAUUCCAGAGUGUGCUCAGGGUGGCCUUUACAAACCAGUGCAGUGUCAUCCUUCCACAGGCUACUGCUGGUGUGUUCUCGUGGAUACAGGACGUCCCAUCCCCGGUACAUCAACAAGGUAUGAACAGCCUAAGUGUGAUAACAGUGCCAGAGCUAACCCAACCAAAACAAAGGAUUUGUACAAAGGACGCCAGCUUCAAGGUUGUCCUGGGGCCAAGAAAAAUGAGUUCCUGACAAGUGUUUUGGAUGCACUGUCCACAGAUAUGGUGCAUGCAGUCUCUGAUCCAUCAUUGUCUUCUAGCCGGGUUUCAGAACCUGAUCCAAAUCACACUCUGGAAGAGAGAGUAGUCCACUGGUAUUUCAAACAACUAGAUAAAAAUUCCAGUGGUGACAUUGGAAAGAAAGAAAUCAAGCCAUUUAAAAGGUUCCUAAGAAAGAAAUCAAAACCCAAAAAAUGUGUGAAGAAGUUUGUGGAAUACUGUGAUGUGAACAAUGAUAAGUCCUUGUCAGUUCAAGAAUUAAUGGGUUGCUUGGGAGUAACAAAAGAAGAAGGUAAAGCAGAAACAAAGAAACGCCAUACAGCCCCUAAAACCAACACUGAGAGCACUUCAUCCAGCAGGCAGCAAGUUUCUAAGAAGCAAGGGUGAACAGCUUACUGAUCCAAGGCAGAUCUCUUUGACAUGUGGGAGAUUUCCUCACCAAAAGGCAAUAAGAACAACUGUAGUAUUUGCACUUUGUACUUAAAAUGUAAAUUCACUUUGUAGAAAUGAAAUAUUUAAACAGACUUUUUUUAAUCUGUGAAAAUUUAAUGGCUAGUUUUGAAAAAUUAUCACAUACAAUGUAUGUGCAUUCUUUUUUUGUCUGAAAUAUGUAAAACAUGUUGGAGAUGUAAAAGUUUGCAUUUAAACUGUUUUUUUUUUUCUUUUUCUUUUUCUUUUUCUUUAUUUUUUUUCUUCUUUUUAAUAGUUAUUUGGCAAAUAUUAUCAAAGAAACCUGAUUCUAUGUAUUUUAGUUUCAAUAGUAUACCUUGUUUUUCUUAACCAAUACUGUCUUUUAAGUAGAGUUAUGCUGAAAGUCUACUGUAUUCUCAAUUUUGUCUGAGCAAUGUUGGAUGCUUCAGAUUUCCAAAACUGAGGGAAGUGUGUAAAUUGCUGUUGACUUGUUUUUGCAAUUUUUAACUAAACAGAUUUUUCACCUAUGGCAAUAUUUUGUUUCAUUUAGUGUUUAUUACUAUGCUUACCAAAGAUCAUGCAAUGAGAAUGCAACCACUAACCAAUUCAAAACAGUUAUUCUACAGUUAGGAUUUUUGUUAAAAAAUGUAUCCUUUUAUCCAUUUUUUGAGGUGCCUGCCAUUAUAAGUUGUGGUAGUUUUUCUCCACCUUCCCCCCCCCCCCCCCCUUUUUUUUUUAACACAACAAACGAAGAACGAGUAAGGUGAAUAAUAAUGUGACUCCAGUCUCGUUCAGCAUGAUUCUGCACAAAGCAUAGAAGAUUUCAUAUGGGUCAGAAUUGUAAAUCUAACUCUAAAGAGACAGAGAGACAGAGAAGGCUAAACAGUUUUGUCAGCCUUUUCUUCUCCUACACCUCGCUGUCCUCAUCAUCUCUUUGCUUUGCUUUGGAGUCCACUAGAGGUAAAGAUGAACAAAUUAUGAAGAGUUGCCUUUAGGAGGGGCUACUCACAUCACCCCCGCCUGAGGGUUUCUCCUUGCUAUCUGAAAGAAUCUCUCACAAGUUUUCAUACCUUCUCUGUCAUUUCCCCCCACAACUCCCAACAUUUUUGUAUUUGUGCCUGAGGUGAAUAAGAACUUGUGGAUGUGAGCAGGUAACCCAAGUAAAUAAAGGUUCAGCUCUUGAACAGCUGUGAGUUACAAGCAGCUGGAUUGAUUGAUGCAGCGGUAGAUGGACUGCUGGCAUCUUGGAACUGACAUAAAAAAGAAGGAAUGUUGCAACAAGCAGUGAUUUCAUUUUGGUUUGUUUAAAUAAUAUGUGGGAUCUGACAUGUGACUAGCUAAUCAUAAUAGCACCCUGGCUCAAAUUUUUACCUGGAAAAGCUAUGUUGCAAAUAAAAAUAUUUCAUUUUAAUUCAACAUAUGGAUAUAUGCUGAGGUGAUAGGAAACACUGUAUGGAUUGGAAUUGUACCCCAGAAAAUGUGUACCCUAAGCUUUGGUAACAGGAGGAACCAAGUUAGAACUGUUUGUUAUCUUGUAUUUUUGUUUUAAAAAGUAUUUGUUAUUCUUUUAUAAUGUUAAGCUUUGAAUUUAAUCUUCUUUAUAGAUUAAAGCUCAGUAUGCUAUCAAACUA
Messenger RNA from Oxyura jamaicensis (ruddy duck), 3473 nucleotides. RefSeq names its product SPARC related modular calcium binding 2 (gene SMOC2). Gene Ontology annotation, biological process: extracellular matrix organization. Bases 442 to 1818 code for a protein of 458 amino acids. Gene Ontology annotation, molecular function: extracellular matrix binding; calcium ion binding; heparin binding. NCBI's taxonomy places the organism in Eukaryota, Metazoa, Chordata, Aves, Anseriformes, Anatidae. The transcript is spliced from 13 exons. Gene Ontology annotation, cellular component: basement membrane. The record is from RefSeq and is a predicted model, not a curated record.